AUGGGGGAUCGGCCCGGAGAGGGGGCGGAAGUACGGGCGGGGCUGGGUUUGGAUAGCGUGGUGGUACGGACCUCGGCGGAAGCGACGGGGAACCUGGUCGGUGUAAGCGAAGAGGUGGAGGGAGAGGGAGCAGAGCAGGUUGGGUUGGGGGAUGGGGUAGCGGCGGGGGGGAAAAGGAGAGAUAGUGAUGCUGCUGCUAGCGAGGAUGAGGAGAAGGGGGGAGGGGAGACGGAAAAGGUAUUGUUUGUGAAAGGACGUGUGAGCCACACGAGCAUGGAGGGCGGAAGCGCGGAUGUGAAUGAAGGGGUGUCGGCUGAAAAACAGGGCGAGUUCGGGUACGAGCUAAUCGCCGUCCUCCCAUUCGCCUUCUGGCACCAUCUCAACGGCUCCCUCCGCUCCACCACCUCCUGCGGGCGGCAUUCUUUGGCCUCGAUCUACUGCUUCAGCCCCAACCACACAGAUGACGCCACGUGUUAUCGAAGUAACAUGAAGGACAAUGUCGCUGCAUACGGGUUUCCUCAUGGCAUUCAUUAUAGUCGCAUCCUGCCAGCCUGGCAGCCGCCCCCUCUUGCACACUACUUCAGGAAGCUUCCGCCUGUGUGGCCGGAGAUUCCCAAGGGAUCCCGGUUGGUGGUGAUCGGGAAUAAAUACGAGCGGGAGUGGGGCCAUUCUCUGGUAAAUUUCAUCAAUAUACCGACUCUAUUGGGAAUCGUUGAGUCAUACUUAGAGGCGGGAUUUUAUGUGGUGUACAACAACCCAGGGAUGUCACUGGAGUCAGACCACUGGCAGGUUGUUAAGGACGGCACAGAUUUGGGGGACUAUGAUGCGUUACAGGAGCGGUAUGGGAAGAAUCCACGGCUGCAGGUCAUGCAAAACCUUCAAAAGCGGUGGCCAGACUUGGGGUUCAAUGACGUGCAGUUCAGGAUGCUAGCGCGGAGUGUGUGUUUCGUGAGUGUGCAGGGAGGGGGCAGCAUUGUGGAGAGCUUCUUUGGUGGAAAGAAUAUCAUUUACUUUCGUGAGGGUCAGGAGGUGAAAGGUGGGGCGUAUGAGAGGAUUUACCCGCACCUGUCGGGAGCGAAGUUGAAGGUGGUAACCAGUUAUGAGGGGCUGGUGAAGAAGGUGGAUGGGAUGAUCAAGAAGAACAAGUGCCAUGUGAAACUUCACUAA
Messenger RNA from Closterium sp. NIES-65, 1167 nucleotides. Lineage: Eukaryota; Viridiplantae; Streptophyta; Zygnematophyceae; Desmidiales; Closteriaceae. The record is from the annotation of a GenBank genome assembly.